UGGGGCCGGGGAUGAUGGCGAAACAGGGUGAACGACGACAAGGAGAGGCUGACAGACAGGCCGAUGAUUUCAACAUGUCGGGGUUUUCAGAACUCCCCGAUGAUCUAGAUGAUCAUUUCAUGGCCUCAAAGGACUCGAAGCACACGAGGGCAGUUGUAGCAACCUCUGUGAACGUUCUGUCGGACUACUGCACCAAGUCCGCGGAUUGUUCCACAACCCUAGCGGGCGUCGAGCAGAUGACACCGCGGGACCUGUGCCAGUUCCUCCGGUCGUUCUACAGCGGCGUCCGCCAGAAGGACGGGUCGUUUUACGCCCGCCGCUCGAUGCUCACCCUGCGGUACGGGCUCCAGAGACACUUCCAGAAGCUGCUGCAGGUGGACAUCGUCAACGAUGCCACUUUCAAGGGGGCAAAUGAUGUAUUCAAUACCGUUCUUGCCAAUCUGAAGACUUCGGUCAAAAUGAACCACGUCCGCAAGAAAAACAUGGCAAAGAUACGAUCCUCCUCUGCAACUGACUGCUCCACCCCGAGGGGCCUGCAGAACACUGUGUUCCUCGACCUGAUGCUCCACUUGGCUUGCUCCACCUAUGGCCGCCACAACCUCCGCGGGAUGAAGAAGUUGGACUUCAUGGUCAUGAUGGACCCCAUGUCGAACCGAAGGUACGUGUGCUUCGCACACCCGGCGAGCAAACACUUAGCGGGCAGCGCGGGGAUCCAGUCAGACGAGAGUGACGAUGACCAGGUCAAUGACUACUCUGGCAAUUUCCAUCGCAUGUAUGAGACACCGGAAAAGCCCGACAGUUGUCCCGUCAGGUGCUUUGAAAAGUAUGCGUCUAAGCUGCACCCCAUGUGUGGUGCGUUCUGGCAGAGACCCAAAAAGGCGUACAUGUAUUCCCAAAGCGACAAGUAUUGGUACGAUGCCGUACCACUAGGGAAGAAUGCUUUGGGAAAUAAAAUGCGAGAUAUCUCAGCGGAAGCCGGCUGCUCUACCAUGUACUCCAACCAGUGCUUAAAAGUCACCGGGAAAAUGAUGAACCAUGCAAGCCAUUCCGGCUGCAGGGCAAAAUGUAACAACCACUAUUACGGUGAAAUCAUGACAUCGUCAGAGGAGGACGACUCGGAAAGUGAGAGGGAUGAGCCAAAUAGUGGCGUGCCGCAGAAUGUCCAGCAAGAAAAUGAUACGUGUAACGUGGUCAUGUCCGUGGAAAGUCGAGUAGACGGCCAAGAGUGCAAUGCUGUUCCCAUUAAAUUGGAAGAAGACAAAUUGCCGACGGAUCACCAGCAGACAAGUGGCUCCUGUAACCAUACUGCUCAUUGUGGAAUGGAGCACGAGUUGAAUGUACCAUCCAUUAGAAGAACGAGCUUCACUACAGAAACUCCAAGCCAACUGUACCCAGUUCACAUCAACGUCACUCCAAACUAUGGCAACCCUCAUCAGGGACCUGCUGAUCAACAGGAGAGGGAGCACUCCUUGAAUGGCAUUGACCAGGAUGCCUGGUGCGUCGAGAGAACCUGGGUGGAUGAGAAGAGCCAGAGAAAGUGGCUACUCACUAAGAGGAAAACGACAAGGUCUGUAGAGCAAGAUGCCUGGAGGCAGGCGGUGGAACUGCAGACUCAGAGGAAUGCCACUCUGACAGGCCACCUGGGUCCCUUACCAAUUCGGGAUCUGGGCAACCCAGACGCCCGAUCUGCUGUGGAAGUCUCGUCCAAUCUUCGCGCCGGCAGCUGCCCUCUGGCCGAUGGGCCAUCGCCAUCCUCCUCCUCAUCAGGGGAUGACUUCAUUGCACCGGGGCUGCGAUCCCUACAAUCCCUCAACGGUGUCAGAAGUGGGAUACAGGCUCAACCGGCAGAGGACGAUGAGCUCCUCCAGCUUCAGAAGACGGUCCUGAUGAUGCAGCAGAAGAAUCUGGCCCUGGAGAGGCAGAAGAUUAAACUGGAGAUGGCCAAGCUGGAGGCAGAGAGGCUCAAGCUAGAGGCAGAGAGACGCAAGUUGAGCAUCGAAGGAGACAAACUCCAGCGGGAGUUGCUGUAGACUGUUGAGAUGCACUUUUGGACUUCGUACCGAUUUUGGCAAAAAAAAAAAGCUGCAUUUCCUUUCACAGAUACUGGUCCAUUCCAGCUUCCACAAAUCAUUUAAGCUGGGCUGGCAACAGUGAACAGGAACUCUUCAGAAAGAGAGACUUCAAUGAAACCCCAGAGACCAUUCUGUAACUGUCAUGUUAUUCUGCAUCUCAGGGUAAUUAAUAAGCUAUUCCGUUCACUGUGAUCCUUUUACAAUAUUUUGUGAUUUGGUGUUUAUUUUGCCUAAACUCUCAAAUGCACUUGAUCUAUGGUUGCCCAAUAAAGUAUAAUUUGUGCUAUUUGACAGUGCUACUGUUAAA
Molecule: messenger RNA, 2379 nt
Organism: Acanthaster planci (crown-of-thorns starfish)
Lineage: Eukaryota; Metazoa; Echinodermata; Asteroidea; Valvatida; Acanthasteridae
Source: RefSeq, a predicted model, not a curated record